AUUACAUGAUUAAAUCGUAGUAGAGCGGGACCUAAGAGUUAAUCGGAUACCCGAGACUUAAGUUAAGACCAAAAGCCGAGUCAGAGGCUCAGCUAAAUGCAACCUAACGAAAUAAAAAUAGACAUUGAAUGUUUUCGGCUCUGCUGCAGUUUUCCUCCCAUCCACCAGAGGGCGUAGCCUCCAUUUAAUUAAAAAUAUGCCGCAAGGAUUGUGUUGGGAGGUUUAACUCUACAGCGUGUUUACAACUCAGGACGCCACAGCAGUUUAACUCCCACUUCAGAGUCGAUCCGUCGCUGUUGGUGUCAAACGCCUCGUUGAACUAUGACCUCCCCAGAAAUUGCCUCCCUGUCCUGGGGCCUGAUGAAGGUGAAGGGAUGCUCCUCCAGCUACAAGGACUGUAAGGUCUGGCCCGGAGGCAGCCGGGCCUGGGACUGGAGGGAGACUGGGACCGAUCAUUACCCAGGAGUGCAGCCUGCUGACCUGGAGGAGGUGAUGAAGAAGGGAAUAGAGCUGCUGGUCAUUGGGAGAGGAAUGAGUGAAGCUCUACAGGUUCCUUCCUCGACUCUGGAUUUCGUGAAGCAGCAAGGCAUUGAAGUCCGAGUCCUCCAGACUCAGAAGGCUGUGGCUGAAUACAACAAGCUGGCUGUUCAAGGAGCCAAAGUGGGCGGCGUUUUCCACUCGACCUGCUGACAUCGCCUUUCUGGACGCCAUUAAACAUGUUGAUACCUGCGCCCAGAGGUUUUCUCAGCAUCUCUGCAGUUAUCAGUGGUGAGACUUAAACCGUUCAAGGUUCUAAAAAGGAAUGAAUGCACUCCAAAAAUGGGGAAAAUUUGCAAUUAAUCUCAAACUUUCUAGAAAAACAAGAAAAUAUCCAAUUAGAAAAUUAUAUAACUUUUUCUAUAUACAACGGCCGUAAAGCAGCAUCUUAUACUGAAGGUUAAAUCAGUUUUUAUUUACAGAGUUUACCGGAGUAAAGUUUCUGAAGCUCUGAAGUGCGUUAAAGUUUACCUGAGAUGACUGAGAAUUCAAAGUCACAACAUGAACUUGAAUAAAAAUGCAUUUCUAACAGCCUCCAGCACCAACAGUGUCUAAAACAAUCAAAAUGGUGCUGAUGUUUUAUUUACAUAUGAAUAAAAAUUGUUCUAAUAGAAAAAGGAGGUUUGCAGAUUGUAUUUAACUCUUCUUUAUUCAGGAUUAGCUACACUGCAAAAACAAUAUUUUACCAAGUAUUUUUUGUAGUUUCAAGUGCAAAUAGAAACUACACAAACUGUAGUUUCUGGAACUAUUUCACUUAUAACACUAGAAAAAUUUUCCAUCAAUAUUAAGGAACUAUUGACCUAAAACAAGCUGCUAUAUCUUGCUGAAAAAUUACUUGUAAAUUACUUCUGAUUUGUUUCACGUGUAAUAAGAUAUUUGCACUAUAAACUAGACAAAAAUACUUUGUAAAUAUUAUGUUUUUGCAGACUAAAUCUGUGAAUUGCUGAAUUGUGUAUUUCUGCCUGUUUGAUUACAUGAAAACUAAUUAAAAUACUUUCCAAAUGUU
Poeciliopsis prolifica (blackstripe livebearer) is the source of this 1543-nucleotide messenger RNA. RefSeq names its product adipogenesis associated, Mth938 domain containing (gene aamdc). The transcript has 4 exons. Gene Ontology annotation, biological process: positive regulation of fat cell differentiation. NCBI's taxonomy places the organism in Eukaryota, Metazoa, Chordata, Actinopteri, Cyprinodontiformes, Poeciliidae. Gene Ontology annotation, cellular component: cytoplasm. The record is from RefSeq and is a predicted model, not a curated record. Bases 322 to 690 code for a protein of 122 amino acids.